Messenger RNA from Actinia tenebrosa (Australian red waratah sea anemone), 2570 nucleotides. RefSeq lists its product as uncharacterized. NCBI's taxonomy places the organism in Eukaryota, Metazoa, Cnidaria, Anthozoa, Actiniaria, Actiniidae. The record is from RefSeq and is a predicted model, not a curated record.
GGUUCCUUAUUUGCCAUCAUCCAAAAAACGCAACUCGCUGAAUUUUAGUCUCUGAAAACUUUGUUCGUGGUAUAUAUGAAUGAAAAAACGCACUCGUUUGGGAUUGUCAGGCAUGAAGAUUUAGAAUCAUUUUAUCWAUCAUGAUUACAAGAGGUGCUGGUUUCUUCCUGGUCGUGUUUGUUGUCUUGUUUUGUUCAGUGGGGUCUAGAGAUGUGCACAAGUCCAAACAGCAUAGGAGGAGUCUGAAUCAGAUAAGAACAAAGCUCAACGGUCAUGUUGGUGAGAAAACUGUGCGCUAUAACUAUUAUGGCGGGAAGAAGAGAACGUUCCUACCUAUUGAUAAAAUCAAUAUCAAAAAACUCUUUGGCCAAUCUCAACUUUUGAGUAAGAGAAAAAAACAAAAAAAUUUCGAGAAGAAAAGCGAUUUUUUCAUACUGCACCCGGGCAACAACAAACUAAAAAAUCACAGUACAAUUAAGACUGGAAAAGGCAAUGGGACGCAAUCAUGGAAAAAACUCAUUGAAAAAGCGUUCAGGAAAGAUAGCUUGGCUGAUUUGCUGCAAGCGUUCGAGAAAACAAAUACAAGUCUGCAGUACAAGAGGAGUAAUAAAACUGGGGUCUCCUCAAAUAAAACUCGUGAUAAUAAGACAGAAAACCCGAAAGCCUUGUUGCAUGAGGUACUGGAAAACGCUGAUCAAAAACAAUCAAGCGAUGAAAAGAUCGCAGCCGAGGAAAUCAAACUGGGUCUGGGGAAAAUAGUAUCACAACUCCAAAAAGUAUUGAAACAAGACUCGGUUUUUUUGAAGAAUACUACGAAGCCAAAGCAGACGAAGAAGGUUGAUCUGAAGAAGUUGGUAGCAGAUAUGAGAGCUAAAGACAACAAUAAGGAAGAUAAUGAUGAGAGCAUUUCGCUGAGUCCACAGCAGAAGCUCAAAGUAUCCGACUUGAAAAUCUCAAAAGAUUUGAACUUGGAUGGAAAAUCGGAAGAACAAAAUGGGAAUCAAGGAAUGGGAAUGAAUAAGUGGAGUGGGAUGAAUAUGAUGAAUGGAAUGAAUGGGGUAAAUGGGAUGAAUGGGAUGAAUUUUAUGAGCGGAAUGAAUGGGAUGAAUCGGUUGAAUGGGAUGAACCAAAUGAAUGGAAUGAAUGGCAUGAAUGCUAUGAAUGGCGUGAAUGGCAUGAAUGGCAUGAAUGCCAUGAACCAAAUGAAUGGGAUGAAUAGAAUGAAUGGUAUGAAUGGGAUAGAUCCAGCGAAUGGGAUGGCUAUCCCAAGUGCGAUGAAUGGAAUGAAUGGAAUAAGCGCUAUGAAUGGUAUCCCUACCAUGAAAGGGUUUAAUGGAAUGGGUGGGAUAAACGGAUUUAAUGGAAUGAAUGGAAGGAAUGCUAACCCUGCUAUGUUCAUGAAUAAUGUACCUCGAAUGAGCGACUUAAACAGCGAUGUACCAGAUCGCACAGAAAUACAAAAGAUAAUGUACAGUCGUUUCAAUGGAGACCAAUUGGAUUUUAACAAUUGGCCUUCAGACAAGACGGAUAUUUAUCGGCCGCCAUUAGAAAGCUUCGAAGAUGAACARCAAGAACCACAAGAAUUCUCUCAAUUUCACCACUACCGGCGACAUCGGGCUCGUGAGCCAUACGAAGAAGAAGAUGCUGAGGACAUGAGGCAUGUUGCACCAAGAUAUCGUGAUGAGGAAGAGGAUGCAGAAGAUGAAGACAGGCCACAACAACAAGAAUAUGAGGAUGCUGAGGAACGUGCUACUAUCACUGGACAUAUACAUCUUAGAAAACAUCGAUUACAUCAUGAUCCAACGCAAAGGAAAUCUGUAAUCAAACGCCCAGUAUAUAAUACCGAAACCAAGGUGGCAAAUAUCAAGAAUAAAAUGGCCUUUGUUAGAAAGGGUUAUCAGAAAACAGAAAAACAUGCCACAGCUUCUGGAAAAAAUACAGUAAAGUAGAUGUGUAAUAAACAAAAAUACUAUAUUUGAAUAUUAAAGAAAAUAGCAAUAGUAUAAAAAAGAGCCAGAUUUAAACUAUGUAUAUAAAAAGGACUAGCAACAAUCUAAACCAUAAAAGAAUCAUAGAAAACUUAAGUGUUGUAGUGGCAAAAAAAUAGGCUUGGCAACCAUUUUCAACAAUUCGGAAGGUAUUUGGAAACAAAAUUAAGCUCAAAUUUGGAGCGUAAUCUUUAAUUGUCGAAAGUAAUUAGGGUAUAAAGAUGUUUAUUUUAAAAAAGCACGCUCGACAUACUUGUCAUGUUAGUUAAAUGAUGCAUUUUCGUAUGACAGAAAGCUUUCGCUAUAUAAAGGAUAAUUCAAAGUAAUAAUUAACUUUAAAAGGCCAUGAAUAGCUGUUAUUACGUACGGUUGCAUGCAGAUGAGAUGCAAAUGACCCAUAAUGCAUGAUAUCGACCCGAUAGGUUCAACUAUGAUAACAACUAUUUCCCACGGUAUGUGUCCCAUAUUUUCAAGCUUCGUUUUGGCCGGCAGGAGAGUUUGCAGCACGAACAUAACGAUAACUUGAGAGUUGAAUGAGAUCGUAAGACAGAAAUACCACAAAUAAAAAACAUAGUUAUUAAA